Messenger RNA from Sceloporus undulatus (fence lizard), 3653 nucleotides. RefSeq names its product scinderin (gene SCIN). The transcript has 16 exons. Gene Ontology annotation, biological process: actin filament severing; actin polymerization or depolymerization; barbed-end actin filament capping. Bases 78 to 2234 code for a protein of 718 amino acids. The record is from RefSeq and is a predicted model, not a curated record. Gene Ontology annotation, cellular component: actin cytoskeleton; cytoplasm. NCBI's taxonomy places the organism in Eukaryota, Metazoa, Chordata, Lepidosauria, Squamata, Phrynosomatidae. Gene Ontology annotation, molecular function: phosphatidylinositol-4,5-bisphosphate binding; actin filament binding.
UCGGCUGGAGAGCCUCUUUGCGGAGAGCUGGAGGAGCAGGGCUUUGUCUGCGGAGGACUUUCUUCUCUUCCCCAGCCAUGGCUCCGCCAGAACUGUACCACAAAGAGUUCCCCAACGCCGGACAGAAACCGGGGCUCCAGAUCUGGAGGAUCGAGAGCCUGGACUUGGUGCCAGUCCCGGAGCCUCUGCAUGGCAACUUCUACGUGGGCGAUGCCUACCUGGUGCUCCACACCGUCAAGAGGAACAACGCCACCUUCUACAACCUCCACUACUGGCUGGGAAAAGAGUGCUCUCAGGAUGAAAGUACUGCCGCAGCAAUCUUUACAGUGCAGAUGGAUGAUUAUCUUGGAGGAAAACCUGUGCAACAUCGGGAAAUCCAAGGAUAUGAGUCAACACAAUUUGUUGGAUAUUUCAAAGGUGGCAUUAAAUAUAAGGCAGGCGGUGUUGCAUCAGGUUUUAAGCAUGUCGUCACAAAUGACCUAAGUGCACGGAGACUUCUGCACAUCAAAGGCCGGAGAGUGGUUCGAGCCACUGAGGUUCCUCUUAGCUGGGAGAGCUUCAACAAAGGAGACUGCUUCAUUGUAGAUCUUGGAACGGAUAUAUACCAGUGGUGUGGCUCUACAUGCAAUAAAUAUGAGCGCUUGAAAGCUACUCAGGUAGCUAUAGGCAUUCGGGACAAUGAGCGGAAUGGAAGAGCUCAGUUGAUUGUUGUGGAUGAAGGAAGUGAGCCAAAAGAACUCCUAAAGGUUCUAGGACGCAAGCCGGAACUUCAGGAGGGUGAUGACAAUGAUGAUGAAUCUGCUGAUAUUACCAACAGAAAAGUUGCUAAACUUUACAUGGUGUCAGAUGCAAGUGGCUCCAUGAAUGUUUCAGUUGUUGCAGAAGAAAAUCCCUUCUCGAGGGCAAUGCUUUUGUCUGAGGAGUGCUUUAUACUGGAUCAUGGUGCAGCUAAAAAGAUAUUUGUAUGGAAAGGUAAGAAUGCUAAUCCAGCUGAGAGGAAAGCAGCUAUGAAAUCAGCGGAGGAAUUCAUUCAGCAAAUGAGUUAUCCUGCUAACACACAGAUUCAAGUUCUUCCAGAAGGAGGUGAGACACCCAUUUUCAAACAGUUCUUUCGGGACUGGAAGGACAAAGAUCAAAGUGAUGGCUUUGGGAAAGUGUAUGUCACAGAAAGAGUGGCAAGGAUUGAGCAGAUUGAAUUUGAUGCUACAAAGUUGCAUGAGUGUCCACGGAUGGCAGCCCAGCACAACAUGGUGGACGAUGGCUCUGGGAAAGUGGAGAUUUGGCGUGUUGAAAGCAAUGGCAGAAUCCCAAUAGAACCUGAGAGCUAUGGACAGUUUUACGGUGGUGAUUGUUACAUCAUAUUGUACACCUAUCCUAAAGGACAGAUAAUCUACACUUGGCAAGGUGCUCAUGCCACUAAAGAUGAGCUGACUACUUCAGCAUUCUUGACUGUCCAGCUUGAUCGCUCACUUCAGGGGCAUGCGGUCCAGAUCAGAGUGAGCCAAGGCAAAGAACCUCCACACUUGUUGAGUCUAUUCAAGGAUAAGCCUCUCAUUGUUUACAAGGAUGGGACAUCCAAGAAAGGUGGCCAGGUGGCUGCUCCUCCAACCCGUUUGUUUCAAAUCCGGAGAAAUCUAGCGUCCAUCACCAGGAUUGUAGAGGUUGAUGUAGAUGCAACUUCAUUGAAUUCCAAUGAUGUUUUUGUUUUGAAAUUGCCAAGAAACUCUGGGUAUACCUGGAUUGGUAAAGGAGCAAGCAGAGAUGAAGAAAAGGGAGCUCAGUAUGUAGCUGGUGUCCUGAAAUGUCAAACCUUGAGGAUCGAAGAAGGCCAGGAACCAGAAGAAUUUUGGAGUGCCCUUGGUGGAAAGAAAAAAUACCAGACAUCUGCACAGUUACUGACUGAGUCAGAAGACCAUCCUCCACGUCUUUAUGGCUGUUCUAAUAAGACUGGCAGGUUCAUAAUUGAGGAGGUUCCCGGAGAGUUCACUCAGGAUGAUUUGGCUGAAGAUGAUGUUAUGCUGCUAGAUACUUGGGAUCAGGUAUUUGUCUGGAUUGGCAACGAUGCAAAUGAAAUGGAACGCACUGAAUCAGUUAAAUCUGCUAAACGCUACAUUGAGACUGAUCCUUCUGGACGAGAUAAAAGGACACCAGUUGUUAUUGUGAAACAAGGUUAUGAGCCUCCAACAUUCACAGGCUGGUUUUUGGCCUGGGAUUAUAACAAAUGGAAAAACUGAACAACUAGAGAAGCUUCAAUCCCAGAAUUUAGCAGCUUUGAGCAUGUGCUUAUAAAUAAGUGUAUAUGUGACUAACUCUUAUGCUCUAUUUCCCAGUCUCAUGUAUAUGUAUAGAUUGUACAAUGUAUUGUGCACAUAUUUUAUAAACAUAGAUCCAUGUUGCUAGCUGCAGGUGGAAAUGGCCUUUCCCCCAAGUUCUUGGAUUAUGCAGAUGUGUGAAGGGGGAAGCCCUAUACCUCUGUGCAGUAUUUCCAGCUGCCAUUGUAAAUUCCACUUCCCCUAGAUCUAAUGCGAGUUUCCAGUAUGAAAAGCAGAGCUCCCACAGCAUAGUUUUCUUGGCUGUCCUAUUAUGUACUGAGGUGCUGCUCCUUAUUUUGAGUUGUAAUUGGUGAAUUGUCCUAAAUGCAACAUAGAAUAAUGUAAUUGGGCAUUUGGGAAAAGCUGCUUUGGUUUCCAAGAGUUUUCCUUGGCUCAUAAUGUUGGCGUAGUCUUUUAAGCUUCACUUUUGAUUUACCUAUUGUCAUCAAAUACCUAUACCUUUUUCACUUAUUUUUAGUUCAUGUUACAGCUCAUCUCCCAAAAGCUGAUAUUAAAAGGCUCCAGGGAGUCAUACAGUGAGCUACUAGCACUGACUACAGCUCAGGGAAGGUCUUGGGCCCUAGGAGCAAGGGAGCUAGAGCAAUCCCUGAACUUGUCUGAACAAAGAAAUGGAAGUUUACUGACCUAGCUCAGCAGACUAGCAGGCAGGUUUGGUUUAUAUACUCUUUCUGCGUCUAAACUAGUAAUAGGGAAUGUGUGGCCAUCCAGAUGUUGUUAGACUGGUACUCCCAUUGGCUGUAGACAGCGUGGCCAGUGGUGAGGAAUUGUGGGAGGUGCAGUUCAAUGUAUGGAAGACUACCUGUCCCCCAUUCCUGCUCCAGGCUUUAUCCCUACCCUGUGUGACUGGUAAGAGCCCUGUCAGGAAAAACUUUAGCCUUUUUUCCACUGUUCAAAAUGAAGAGCUGUGUUCUUGUUGCUGAAAACUACAUAUUUUCUCUUCUUUGCCAAAACUCUUGCUCACCAUUACUGCUUUCUGUGUACCAUAUUCAGAUGAUCACAGAGCUAGAAGGGACCAUUUGAAAAUCUUUUUUAUGCCAAACAUAUCAUUUGUACAGGAGAAGCUCCAUCAUUAUCCACCCAUUUCACCAGAACAUUCCACUAAUUCCAGGCCGUAUUAUGGUAGGAACAGACGUGAAAAUUAUUAAGAUAAUUAAGAUGCUUGUUGAAUUGAGCACGAACGUAACAAUGCAUUUCUAAAGCUGUACGCAUUUUUUCCAAGCGGUUUCUAUUCAGUGCUGUGGAAGAAGUGGUAAGUGUAUUUCACAGUCAGAAGUGCUAAUGAGGAACACAAUAGAUAGGGGCGGGUUACAGACCGCCUCU